Rotaria sp. Silwood1 is the source of this 1449-nucleotide messenger RNA. The record is from the annotation of a GenBank genome assembly. NCBI's taxonomy places the organism in Eukaryota, Metazoa, Rotifera, Eurotatoria, Philodinida, Philodinidae.
AUGGCGACAGUUCGUCCUAUUACUCCAUCGAAACCUCCUGAACGUUUAUUAAGUAGACGAUCAACUCGUGGAUCAACUAUAGCAACACCACGUUCUCAAAGAAAAGUAACUAUUUCAAAAACAACUCCAAUUACAGUAUCAACAAUAAAACGCACGAAUUCAUCUCGAAUGUCUGUAAAAAAAAGUUCGAUUCCAUCAAUAAAACCAUGUGUCCGUGUUAAUUCAUUUGCAAAUAUUACAACUAUAACAGAUCAAAAUGAAUCAACAAAUAAAAUGACUACUACAACAAUUACUGAGUUACCUCCUAUAAGACGAUCUUCAAAAAUACCAGAUUUAAAUAUAAUAACAUCAACUACUCCUAUUUUACAAGACGAUUCAGACAUAAUAAACGAUAAUAAACCAAUCAAACAAUCAAAUAAUGAUAAUUCUAUCUUGACUCAUACCGAGGAAAUAUCAUCAUCACCACCAUCAUCAAAAAGAUCUUCCAUACAAAAAAUUCAAUUUACAAUUGACUCAUUUGAUAUUAUUCGAACAAUUGGUACUGGAACGUUUGGCAGAGUACAACUUGUUUGCCAUCGUGAUACAAAUACAUUCUAUGCUCUCAAGACAAUGUCUAUAAAACGUGUUAUUGAAUCAAAACAAAUUGAACAUGUACAAAGUGAAAAAAAUAUUUUAUUAAAAAUUCAUCAUCCAUUUCUUGUACGUUUACAAUGGACAACACAUACAAAUUCCUUACUUUAUCUUCUACUCGAAUAUUUACCAGGUGGUGAACUUUUUCAAAUGAUGCGUAAACAUGAAAAAUUUGAUGCUAAAACAGCUAUAUUUUAUGCUAGUGAAGUUUUACUUGCACUUGAUUAUUUACAUCAUUUAGAUAUACUUUAUCGAGAUUUAAAACCAGAAAAUAUUAUAUUAGAUAGUGAAGGUCAUAUUCGUCUAGUUGAUUUUGGUUUUGCUAAAGAAACUAAAGAACGAACAUUUACACUUUGUGGCACUGUUGAUUAUCUUGCUCCUGAAGUCAUUCAAAAUCGCGGUCAUCAUAAAGCAUCUGAUUGGUGGGCACUUGGCAUUCUAAUCUAUGAAAUGCUUGCUGGUUAUCCACCAUUUUAUGAUAAUGAUCAAUUUGUUACAUAUCAAAAGAUUCUUUCUGGUAAAAUUGAAUUUCCACGUCAUUUUGAUUAUGCAGCUAAACAAGUUCUUCGUAAAUUACUUAAUGUUGAUCAAUCGCAACGACUUGGUUCAGCAAAAAAUGGUGGUGAUGAAAUAAAACGUGAACAAUGGUUUGUUAGUGUAUCAUGGACAGAUCUUUAUAAUCGAAAAAUUGAACCACCUAUAAAACCAACAAUUACGUCACCAGGUGAUACAACGAAUUUUGAUCUAUAUGAAGAAUUUGACAUCAAACAAACACCACAAGCAGCAAAAUAUGAAGUACAACUAUUUAAAGAUUUUUAA